AGCUCCCCUGCAUAGCCACCCAACAUCAAACGUCACCUCUUCGAUAAGCCACACUCUCGCAUCUCCCAAAGACACCACCCCCGCUCACAAACAUGCGAUGAAUCGCCCUUCAGCCUCGCGUUCGCGCUCGCGACCAUCCCGCCCCCACCAACCCCGAACCGCCUCCUUCGCACCCUCCCUCCGCCGGCGCAACACCUCCCAAUCCGUCCAAGGCCACGACUACGACGACCCGGAAGCCGCCUCGGCCGUACAAGCCGACGCAGCAAUCGCCAGCGAGAUCGCCGAAAUCAAGCGCUAUGAAGACUUCACGACAAUAGACUGGGUGCAAGACGCCGCCCGCGAGUCGCUGCGCCGCAAAGCCCGCCGGAAAGCGCGUCUCUCGCAACCCUCAACCUACACUGGCAGAGUGUUUCUAGGCCGGGGGAGAGGAAAGUGGCGGCGCAAGAUUGCGGAGGCGUAUGAUGCGGGGCAGGCGUGGAUAGUCGUCACGCUCGUCGGGGCCGCGAUCGGGCUGAACGCUGCGUUCCUGAACAUCGUCACAGAGUGGCUGUCGGACAUCAAGCUCGGGCACUGCACCACAGCGUUUUAUCUCAACGAGAGUUUCUGCUGCUGGGGCGCGGAAGGCGGGUGUGUGGAGUGGAAGCGCUGGAGCGGCGUGUGGCCGGUGAAUUAUGUCUUGUACAUGCUCUUUGCGGCGCUUUUUGCGCUCACGGCUGCCAGGUUGGUCAAGAGUUUCGCGCCGUAUGCGGCGGGGAGUGGGAUUAGUGAAAUGAAGUGCAUUAUUGCGGGGUUUGUGAUGAAGGGCUUCCUCGGCGCCACAACGUUAUUCAUAAAGAGCAUUGGGUUGCCGCUGGCGAUUGCGAGCGGGCUCAGUGUUGGCAAGGAGGGCCCGAGUGUGCACUAUGCGGUCUGCACGGGGAACGUGAUUAGUCGCUUCUUCGACAAGUACCGACGGAACGCUGCGAAGACGAGGGAGAUUCUGAGUGCAAGCGCCGCUGCGGGUGUAGGGGUCGCGUUUGGGAGUCCUAUUGGCGGCGUGCUGUUCAGUCUCGAGGAGAUGUGCAAUCAUUUCCCGCUCAAGACAAUGUGGAGAAGUUACUUUUGCGCGCUGGUGGCCACCGCUGUGCUGGCUGCAAUGAACCCCUUCCGCACCGGCCAACUCGUCAUGUUCCAAGUGAAGUACGACCGGUCCUGGCACUUCUUCGAGAUCGUGUUCUACCUCCUCAUCGGCGCCUUUGGCGGUCUCUACGGCGCCUUCGUCAUAAAAUGGAACCUGAAGAUGCAAGUCUUCCGCAAGAAGUACCUGUCCGCGUACCCAAUCACCGAAGCCGUGGUUUUGGCUGUCGUGACGGCGGUGAUUUGCUACCCGAAUAUGUUCUUGAGGAUUGAUAUGACGGAGAGCAUGGAGAUUUUGUUUCAGGAGUGCGAGGGUGGGAAAGGGUAUGAUAGGUUGUGCGACCGCGACCAACGUUGGCACAUGAUCGCUUCCCUCUUCCUCGCCUUCACGCUCCGCACCCUCCUCGUAAUCAUCUCCUUCGGCUGCAAAGUGCCUGCGGGCAUCUUCGUCCCCAGCAUGGCCAUCGGCGCAGCGUUCGGCCGCAUGAUCGGCAUCCUUGUCGAGGCCCUCCACGAGUCCUUUCCCACAUCGACAUUCUUCUCCGCCUGCCUGCCCGACCAGCCCUGCAUCACGCCGGGCACAUACGCGUUCCUCGGCGCUGCCGCGGCGCUGAGUGGGAUCAUGCACAUCACGGUCAGCGUGGUGGUGAUCAUGUUCGAAAUCACGGGCGCUUUAACCUACAUCCUCCCAACCAUGAUCGUCGUCGGCGUCACCAAAGCCGUAUCCGAACGUUUCGGACACGGCGGGAUUGCAGACCGGAUGAUUUAUCUCAACGGCUACCCGUUCCUCGACAACAAGGAAGAGCACACCUUCGGCGUCCCGGUGUCGGCUGUCAUGUCCAGCGCGAUCGCCUGUCUGCCGGCGAAUGGCAUGUCGUUCCGCCAGGUUGAAAGCAUCAUGAACGAGAACGCGUACCAGGGGUACCCGAUCGUCGAAGACGUCUCGUCCAAAAUUCUGCUAGGCUACAUCGGACGCACCGAGUUGCGCUAUGCGCUCGAUCGCGCGUGCAAAGACCAGUCUGCUACCGGCUCGAGCAAAGUCUCUUUUCAUACAUCAUCUAACCCCGCUGAAAAUGACAAGGUCGAUCUUAGCAAGUUCGUCGACCCAACGCCGUUGACCGUCCAUCCGCGCCUCCCUCUCGAGACGGUUAUGGAGUUGUUCAAGAAAAUGGGCCCGCGAGCUAUUCUCAUCGAAUACCGCGGCCGCCUCACCGGCCUCGUCACCGCUAAGGACUGCCUCAAAUAUCAGUUCAAAGUCGAAGCCGCAGGACAUGGGGGCCAUGGUGCGGGUAUCGGUGAAGAUGAUCGCAUGGAGGGUCUGUACCGUGUGAUCAGCAGAGUCGCUGUGGCGGUCGAUGGCGUCUGGCAGAAGGGGCUGGGAGUGAUAGGCAUGGGUAGACGGGGUGGAGCGGUAAGAUUGAAUAGCCCGGUGGUGAUUCGAACGCCCGGGCAGAGCGCGGAACAGGAGGCUUUCGUUAUAGAUGAGCAUGGUGGGGAGGAGUUGGAGGAUCGGGGGAGGCCGGGGAGUAGGUAGUGAGCGAUGCUGCUCAAAUACUUGAGAUCCCAACUG
Macroventuria anomochaeta is the source of this 2686-nucleotide messenger RNA. RefSeq lists its product as uncharacterized. The transcript is spliced from 3 exons. Lineage: Eukaryota; Fungi; Ascomycota; Dothideomycetes; Pleosporales; Didymellaceae. Gene Ontology annotation, cellular component: early endosome; membrane; Golgi apparatus. The coding region runs from base 98 to 2650 and encodes 850 amino acids. Gene Ontology annotation, biological process: chloride transport; intracellular copper ion homeostasis; intracellular iron ion homeostasis. The record is from RefSeq and is a predicted model, not a curated record. Gene Ontology annotation, molecular function: voltage-gated chloride channel activity.